AUGCACCCUAUUCUCAAAAUUGCAUUGAAAGUUAUAUGCAAUAUUAUUUAUGCACAGAUUGAGACUACGAAAUCCGGUAAAGCCGAGCUUUUUCUUUUGUGGUGCAUGAUCACUAGGUCGCACCGCCCGCAUUUUGGUGAUGUUAUCAUCAAACGUUUCCAUAGAGUUAUCUCCUUUCUCACCCACGGUGCAAUUCGUUGUGGUGGUUUGAUUUCUGUCAUUGCCCGCGCCCUCACGGUGCCAUCUCCUCCAGUGUACACCUUUUUCGCGGGUGAUUCUUUAUGUUUGACCCUGCAGACCCUUAGGUUUAUGCACAUGCUUCGUCCGGCCCCAGGCGGGUAUGUUUGGAUGUUGGGUCGCUCCCUUUAUUUCAAGGUCACUAGACCUGAUGACAUAGCUCUCGCUGAACCCAUUAGCGAGACUGAGUGGGUGCUCUCUUCGAACAUUCAAUUACCACCUCGCCCACGUAGGGAACCGCAUGCACAGUCUGAUCGACCAUCUUCAUCCACUCAGCACCCAAACUAUGCAGACGCCACAACUAUAUCCUUUACCUAG
Messenger RNA from Lactuca saligna, 555 nucleotides. NCBI's taxonomy places the organism in Eukaryota, Viridiplantae, Streptophyta, Magnoliopsida, Asterales, Asteraceae. The record is from the annotation of a GenBank genome assembly.